CCUGAUGCAGCAUUGGAAUAUGCGGAUCGAUUGCAGUUAUUGCGAAAAGAGCUAAAAAAUCAAUUGCACAUCGUGAUGCGAGUUUAUUUUGAAAAGCCGCGUACCAGUAUUGGUUGGAAAGGUUUAAUUAAUGACUCGGAUUUAUUGGGUCAGUUUAAUAUCAAUAAAGGUUUGAGGGUUGCGCGUAAAUUAUUGUUAGAUUUGGCGAUUAAAGAUAUACCCGCUGCCACGGAAUAUCUCGACCUGAUUUCACCUCAGUACAUUGCUGAUUUAGUGAGCUGGGCUGCUAUUGGCGCACGGACAACCGAGAGCCAAGGGCAUCGAGAGUUGUCUUCUGGCGUGUCGUGCCCGAUAGGGUUUAAGAAUGGUACCGAUGGCAGUGUUGAUAUUGCGAUUAAUGCGAUUAAAGCAGCUGCGCAGCCGCAUCAUUUUUUAUCGGUGACCAAAGAAGGACGUUCAGCUAUUUUUGCAACUAAUGGUAACGAAGAUUGCCAUGUUAUUUUACGGGGUGGCACUAGUCGUGCUAACUAUGACGCCGUAAGUGUGGAAAGUACUGCUAAUAUGCUGCACGCGAAAGAUCUACCUCCUCAUUUGAUGGUUGAUUUUAGUCAUGCUAACUGUGGUGGCGACUAUAAUAACCAAGUUAAGGUGGGUGCUAAUAUCGCCUCACAAAUUUCUGGCGGCAGUUAUGAUGUGUGUGGUGUGAUGAUUGAAAGUCAUCUCGUGGAAGGUCGUCAGAAUGGUGAAGGAAAAAGCAAGGAAAAUUUAGUUUACGGUCAGAGCAUAACGGAUGCCUGUAUUGGU
Priapulus caudatus is the source of this 804-nucleotide messenger RNA. Its product is annotated as phospho-2-dehydro-3-deoxyheptonate aldolase, Phe-sensitive-like. Gene Ontology annotation, cellular component: cytoplasm. Lineage: Eukaryota; Metazoa; Priapulida; Priapulimorpha; Priapulimorphida; Priapulidae. Gene Ontology annotation, molecular function: 3-deoxy-7-phosphoheptulonate synthase activity. The annotation marks the transcript as partial. The record is from RefSeq and is a predicted model, not a curated record. Gene Ontology annotation, biological process: aromatic amino acid biosynthetic process. The transcript has a single exon.